CUGGCUCGCAGUUUGACGUCAUCCCUUAGUUGUCACGCAGGCUGUCAAGAGUCGCUCAGUGCGCUUCUCCCGCAGCCACAUGCGCUCCUAAGCACGAGCGUUGCGUUUAUUUUAAGAAGCGUUCCAUGAUUUCUGCUCUUCUCCGGCUGUUAGUGUAAUCUGCAGAACAACAAGCUGCCUCCGAACCACCGACGCUCUCUGCUCUCCUCUGCCCGCUGCCGCAUCUCCUCUGUUUUUCCGGUUUGUCCGACGCAAGGAGGCGUGAUGGAGAAGAUGUCCCGCCGGCACCCUCUGCCGCUUAAUCCCGCCUUUCUGGCGCCGAACCCGCAUGGAGUUCUGAAGUCCCUGCUAGAGAACCCGAUGAAGCUACCGCUGCAUCAUGAAGCUUGUAGCAAAGAGCAGGAGAAAGAGAAGAACCUGGAGGAAGAGUGCAAUGCCCCUCAGUCAGCUUUCCUGGGACCAACUCUGUGGGACAAAACCCUCUCCUAUGAUGGAGACACCUUUCAGCUGGAGUACAUGGACCUGGAAGAGUUCCUGUCGGAGAACGGGAUCCCGGCCAGCCCCUCCCAGCACCAGCAGGACCAGCACCAAGCACACCACGCCCUGCAACGCCCGCCGCCCAUCAUGACCACAGUGCGGCCCACCCCGGCACGCUCGGUGAUGGACCUCAGCAGCCACGCCUCCACAUCCAUCGUCUCCCCCAACUGCCUGCACAGCAGCCCAGCAGCCGCAGGCCUCCCAAACUCCAGAAACACUCCCAGCCCCAUUGAUCCAGAGUCCAUCCAGGUUCCAGUCAGCUAUGAACCCGACCCGGCGGACUUGGCUCUGUCCAGCGUUCCGGGUCAGGAGAUCUUUGAUCCACGCAAGCGCAAAUUCUCUGCCGAGGAGCUGAAGCCUCAACCAAUGAUCAAGAAGGCACGGAAGGUUUUCAUUCCCGAAGAUCUGAAGCAGGAUGAUAAAUACUGGGCACGGCGCAGGAAGAACAACAUGGCUGCGAAGCGUUCCCGCGACGCUCGGCGGCUCAAGGAAAACCAAAUAGCCAUCCGGGCCUCUUUCCUGGAGAAGGAAAACUCUGCUCUGAGACAGGAGGUGGCUGACCUAAGGAAGGAGCUUGGACGGGCCAAGAACAUCCUGGUCAAGUAUGAGGCCCAGCACGGGCCGCUGUGAUGAGGACCUUUACAUCACACACACCAGCGACCCUCAAUGCAUGCAGUUCUUAUUCCAACUGACUCAACUCUCCUAAACUACAACAUUAAAUUAACCUUCAGGCAGCAUUUUUUCUCAGUCAUUUUGUGUUUCAACCACACAACGAAUCCUUUAUUUUCUUUAAGCAUCAGACUUACAUGAACUGUGACUUUAACCUGCUCUGAGUCGAGUCAAAAAAACCACACCCGCGCAAAUAUUUCUGCGUGUGUGGACUUCUGAGCCCAAGAUCUGAUUCUCCACCUUCGUCCUUUCACUCCUGUUCAUCAUCAUCCUCCCUCCCAGCACUUUAGAACAGUGGAUGUGUGCUACAGACUCUGCCCCCUGCAGGUGUGUUCCAACAGUACACCUGUUUACAUGUAUAUACUUGGCCCUGAAGACUGUACACAAAUAAUCUCUGCCGCCUCCAGGUCUAUGAGACUGCCUCCUCUUUAUAUCUGAAGUCCUCAACCAGAUUUAAUGUUUAUGGCUUGUAGAAAUAUAUGGAGUUCAAAAAACAAAAGAAACUAUUUAUUUCCUGCUAGAGAUCUAUUUUUUUAUUGUUUACGCCCCCAAAAUAAUGGAAGCUUACAUAGUAGCUUUAAAUCCAUUAGGGAAGGUGUCUUUACACGCUAUAAAAUAUGAAAAAUCUUUAUUAAAAGUAGAACCCAAAGAGAUUCAGCACUUUCGUUUAGCUUGUUUUGAAGGCCCCUAGUGGAGAGGUUCAGGGUUCUGCAGAGCCCUCACUCAGGUUCUUUCACACUGCCGGAUUGGCUCUGAUAAAAAAAAAAAAGAAAACAGACUUGGUUUUCAUUUUUAAUUUAAU
Messenger RNA from Girardinichthys multiradiatus, 2008 nucleotides. It is a transcript of the gene hlfb, whose product is annotated as HLF transcription factor, PAR bZIP family member b. Lineage: Eukaryota; Metazoa; Chordata; Actinopteri; Cyprinodontiformes; Goodeidae. The transcript is spliced from 4 exons. Gene Ontology annotation, cellular component: nucleus. Bases 265 to 1167 code for a protein of 300 amino acids. Gene Ontology annotation, molecular function: DNA-binding transcription factor activity, RNA polymerase II-specific; RNA polymerase II cis-regulatory region sequence-specific DNA binding. The record is from RefSeq and is a predicted model, not a curated record. Gene Ontology annotation, biological process: regulation of transcription by RNA polymerase II.